This is a messenger RNA of Salvia splendens (bonfire salvia), 1366 nucleotides long. RefSeq names its product mitoferrin. The transcript has 2 exons. The record is from RefSeq and is a predicted model, not a curated record. Gene Ontology annotation, molecular function: ferrous iron transmembrane transporter activity. Gene Ontology annotation, biological process: iron import into the mitochondrion. The coding region runs from base 93 to 1046 and encodes 317 amino acids. Gene Ontology annotation, cellular component: mitochondrial membrane. Lineage: Eukaryota; Viridiplantae; Streptophyta; Magnoliopsida; Lamiales; Lamiaceae.
CCUAGUUUUGAAGACCUCUCUCCAUCACUCUCCUGCGAUGCGGCUCACCUUUCACCGAUUGAACAAUUGUUGAAAUCCUAAUUCGGUCUCCCAUGGCCACCGAGCUUCUCCCCGAUUACAGCACGGGAGUCGCCGCCGUGGAGCACGACGGCCUCCAAUUCUGGCAGUUCAUGAUCGCCGGCUCCGUCGCCGGUAUGGUGGAGCACAUGGCAAUGUUCCCCGUCGACACCAUCAAGACCCAAAUGCAAGCCCUCGGCUCCUGCCCCAUCAAGUCCGCCACCGUCAGCCAAGCCGUGCAGUCGAUUCUGAAAUCCGAAGGCGCCAGAAGCCUCUACCGCGGCAUCGGCGCCAUGGCCCUCGGCGCGGGCCCCGCACACGCCGCCUACUUCUCCGUCUACGAGGUCUGCAAGAGGCGCUUCUCCCGCGGCAAUCCGGACAGCCACGCGGCGCACGCGGCUUCGGGUGUCUGCGCCACCGUGGCCAGCGACGCUGUGCUGACGCCGAUGGAUAUGGUGAAGCAGAGGCUGCAAUUGGGGAGCAGUCCCUACAAGGGGGUGGUGGAUUGCGUCUCCAGAGUGGUGAGGCAGGAUGGGAUUGGAGCGUUUUAUGCUUCUUAUAGGACUACGGUGCUAAUGAAUGCGCCUUUCACGGCGCUGCAUUUUGCGGCCUAUGAGGCUGCGAAGAGGGGCUUGACCGAGGUGUCGAAUUCACCCGAGACUCUCGGUGAGGAGAUGUUGGUUGUUCAUGCUACUGCUGGCGCAGCAGCUGGGGCAUUGGCGGCGGCCUUCACUACUCCCUUUGACGUCGUCAAAACUCAAUUGCAAUGCCAGGGUGUCUGCGGAUGUGAUAGAUUUGUAAGUGGUUCAAUCGGGGAUGUUUUUCGAACAAUAAUCAAGAAAGAUGGAUACAGAGGUCUUAUGAGAGGAUGGAUGCCGAGAAUGCUCUUCCAUGCUCCAGCUGCUGCUAUCUGCUGGUCUACGUACGAAGCAGCAAAAUCCUUCUUCCAAGAUUUAAACAACGGAAACAACAUUAACAACGUGACUUAGAAAGCUGAUGCAAUGCACCUUUUCAGUUUGUUGUAUCAGAAACACCAAAGCAAUACACAGGCAGAGGCACGAUCAAUUUAGUCGAGGAGGCAACCAGAGCAUUUGAUUCGUGUGUGGUGUAGAUAUUUGUUCUUUGUUCCAAUAAUCUGGUGAAAGUAGGGUCUAUCUUCCCCAUUAUUUAUUUCGUUGAUCGUGUAUUUAUAUCACACGGACCUGCACGAGCAGGGCCUUGUUGAGUUUAUGAUAAAUUAUGUAGUCUAAUUGCACCAGAAAAUUUUGAUAUGGUCACAAAGAAGGAAUUUUUAUUGUGAAGCUGGAAA